Messenger RNA from Nannizzia gypsea CBS 118893, 903 nucleotides. RefSeq lists its product as hypothetical. The record is from RefSeq and is a predicted model, not a curated record. NCBI's taxonomy places the organism in Eukaryota, Fungi, Ascomycota, Eurotiomycetes, Onygenales, Arthrodermataceae. The coding region runs from base 1 to 903 and encodes 300 amino acids. The transcript is spliced from 3 exons.
AUGGGUGCAUCUCGGAGUGAUAGAGAUGCUAAAAUUCGACUUUAUCAGAAGCAGAAGAUGGUCAACUUGAAUUUUAUGUUAGAACAACUUAUGGUGAAUAUUGCAUCCUGCAAAGAACCAGAUCUUUGUCUCCAGUCGUCCUUGCUACCUGGGCCAUUGAACAGGACAGCAUCUUUAUGGACCCUAGGCACACCAGGCUACCAUCUCUCAGGGAUAGACUAUACACCUGGGGCCCGCAUAUUGAAGGAAAAAUACAUUCUUAGUCUUCGGGAUCCAACUGCUGCUUGCAUUGGGCGCGCCAAGGAAAAUGCAGGUGCCUUACAAGUAUCUCCUGUGCCACAUCCAUUUACUCCUCGUGAUUUUGAUGAUAGUAAUUCUUCUCUUCAAGGAUAUCUCAUCCAUUCUCGAUGCUGGGAUCUCAUUGAACAUAACAUUGGGCCUGUGGCUGGUUUUAAACUGGAUUUACUUGUUGCGGCGUUACAAAAACAGUGGGAUAACUUAAUGCCCCGGCUACAGGCAGGGCCAUUUUGCGAUUACAUACAAACUCACCUCUCCAAGCAUGAGAAAGAGCAUCGGUGCAUUCUUGCGUUUGAGGAUUACAUGCACUGGGAUAAUAAAACUACCCCAGGGCAUUCAUCGGAGGCGUGUUGGUCCUUGCCAGAUCCCAUAUUUAUACCGGAGCUGGAUUCAUUAUUCCAAGAUUGCAAACAAAAGUCAUCCGUCAUGAAACGAUCUUUAAGGCAGACUUUGACUCUUGAUUAUCGGCUUCCAUUGGAGAUACUAAUGUGCAUCGCAGACUACCUUACUUUCCAGGAGCUAUAUACCACGUUGACUGCAUCUGAAGAGGAGUUUCCCGUAGGGUAUUGGAAGCAGCGGAUUCCGGUCAAUCUUUUUUUGAAUUGA